This is a messenger RNA of Paramecium tetraurelia, 1725 nucleotides long. RefSeq lists its product as uncharacterized. Lineage: Eukaryota; Ciliophora; Oligohymenophorea; Peniculida; Parameciidae. The record is from RefSeq and is a predicted model, not a curated record. The transcript has 4 exons.
AUGUACUAUAGGGAAAGGAGAGCAUCAUCCUAUUAGAAACCUCAGCCUGGUUAUGAUAAUUUGAGAAAUCAGCUGGAUUUAUUGGAUAAAUUUAUGAAACCAUCCUAUGAUAUUUAAUUACCUCAUGAUCCUAGUCAAAAAAGCGGAAUUAGAUAAUCUGGACAAUUGAAUAGAUCCUUCUAAUUUCCCAAGGUUUCUUAGUAAGCAGACGACUCAGUCAAUGAAGAAGUAGUUCAGAUGUAGCUAGCAAUAGAUUUAUAAAACUAGACACUAAAGAGAUUAUUGAAAGAAUAAAGAGAAGCUUAGGUUUUUAAGUAAGAACUAGAGAAUUUAAAAAGCCAAGUUCAUACCAUACACCUAAAAUUACCAAAGCUACCUCAAUAUGAAUAAUUAAAUGAAAUUAAGCAAGAAAUCUCCUCAUUAAGACAAUCCUUUUUCUAAUAAGCCUAACAACUGUAAUAGCCAAUUAUUCAACCUCCCUAGAUAAUUUAUUAGCAAAUGCCUUAGCAAAUACAGUAACCUCAGUAUUUCCCACCUCCUUAUCCGUAUUAUCCUUACGGAUAAUAACCUCCUCCAUAUGGACAAUCCCCUCCACCAUACCCACUUUAAUAACAAUACCAACAACCCUAUUAGUACAACCCCUAUCAAUCUCCCUACUAUCCUCAACCUUAAUCUCAGCCCCAACCCCAUGAAACUUAAACAAAUUAAUAAAACCCAUAAUCCUUAGGCAAAAUUAAAACUGUUGGUUCGCAAGCCUAAAAUUCCAGAAGAUCAAGUCAAAAGACUAUUCCAUUAAUUUCGAAGAGGUCCAUACAAUAAACCAAAUAAAGUUUUUUCUCUGAUAAUGGAGAUAAGAAAGCGUUAUUUUAGGGUUCAAGACUGAAGGUAAUUUUUAAUGCAGUGAGAUAUGCAAUGCGUUGGAAGAUAUAUUGUAAACCUUUAAAUAUUUUAUGGAGAAAACUAUAUAAACAUUCAGUGGAGUGUAAAGCAGUUAUAUAAAAAAUUUCAUAUCCUAUUGCUUUGAAACGCAUUAAUGAUUGGUGCAAGAUGGUAUUGGCAAAAGUAGAAAACUAUUUGAUUAAAAUAAAAGAGAUAGAUUUUAUUAAUCCAGAAAAACCCUUGACAGAGUAAGAAUUAGAUCAAUCAUAUAUGUAAUUAACAAAUGCAAUGAAAUAUCUGAUGACCAGUCUAGUUACUUAUUGUACAAACGAUUUCAUGAUUCCAGAAUUGAAAUUUUUAUCUUACCUUUAAUUUUUCGAUUAGCCAGAAAUAGAUAGAGGACUGUUUGUUGCUCGAAGAGUAUUAUUUUGGAAGGAGAAAUAAUUAGACAUGACAAAAACAUAAUAGAUGAUGAUUGUGGGGGAUCUAGUUAUAUUAGUGCAUAUACUGCCUGCUUUGAUGGAAAUUCCAGGUUAGGUAUUUAUAGUUAAAUGUAUGGUAUCUCUUGUGUAAAUUCAUUUUAUGAAGUAUUUUGAUUUGAGAGUACUCAAUCGAAAUCCAGAGUAUAGAAUUAUUCAAUUAAAUUUGGUGGAUGUAGUGGAUGGCAAAUUAGUUGCCAGAUUAGAAAAACUUGACAAAUUUGAAGAUGAAAGAUAUAUUGUAGGUGUCUAUGAGGACAGUCAAUUUUAAGGAUUUUAUGCCAAAAGACCUCAUUUUCAGGAUGAUAUGCAAAAAGCUCUAUUUUAAAUACAUACUAAUUUAUUAUAAGCAUUAGCUGCUAAAUGA